UCUAAGUAUCCAAACCAAGACAUACAUAUCCUUAUUUAAGGUAUCUCAACUCCUUCAAUUAUUACAAGUAGAAAACAAAGAAAGGUAAAUACAAAAUGGCUUUGGCACGUUUGGCUCUUAAAAAGUUAAAGGAAAAUGUAUCCUUAUCCAGAGGUACCUUGCAGAAGCAAUACAAUAGGUUUAAUAAUGAGUUGGUUGCAAGGUUUUCAACUGGUGUUGGUGAUAAGGUAAAAUCUGAAGGAAGUGAAGUAGCUAUCUCGGAAGAUAAGAAGAAGUCAAAGUUGUUACCGGCAAAAAGGAGAGGUAGAAGAUGGCUUUCUAGAAACCUCGAUCGUGACUUUCUUCCUACUCCUUUUGAGUUGUUUCCACCAAGUCUCGGAAAUGCACUAAUGCAAGCAACUGAGAACAUGAAUUUGACACCAUGGUCAUUAACCGGACGAGUCAAAGAAAGUGACAACCAUUAUAAACUAAAGUAUGACAUGCCAGGAAUCCCCAAAGAGAAUGUGAACAUAACAGUUGGCGAUGGAGUUUUGACAAUUAAAGGAGAACACAAAGAAGAUGAUGAUAGUAAUGAGUAUUGGUCAUCAUCUUAUGGUUAUUAUAAUACUAGUAUGGUUUUGCCUGAUGAUGCUAAGGUUGAUGAAAUUAAGGCUGAGUUGAAAGAUGGUGUUUUGGUUGUUACCAUUCCUAGGUGUGAGAAGGUUAAGGAAGAUGUUAAGCAUGUGAAUGUAGACUGAUCUGAUGAUGGUGAAGGGGAUUGUGUAGAGUGUGGUGAAGUUGUAAUGAAUUUGUGAUGUUUGUGACUUGCAUUGUGUGUAGUUUUUUGAAUCAUAAUCAUAAGUGGCCAUACAUUUCAUAUCAUAUGUUAGUUUAUGUUUUGAAAUACAUUGCCUCCUCAGUUGGGACUGUAAUAUAAAAGAAGGAUUUCUCAAGAA
Molecule: messenger RNA, 935 nt
Organism: Lathyrus oleraceus (garden pea)
Lineage: Eukaryota; Viridiplantae; Streptophyta; Magnoliopsida; Fabales; Fabaceae
Product: 26.5 kDa heat shock protein, mitochondrial
Exons: 2
Coding region: 96-737 (213 amino acids)
Biological process (GO): response to heat
Source: RefSeq, a predicted model, not a curated record